Knipowitschia caucasica is the source of this 2499-nucleotide messenger RNA. NCBI's taxonomy places the organism in Eukaryota, Metazoa, Chordata, Actinopteri, Gobiiformes, Gobiidae. The record is from the annotation of a GenBank genome assembly.
AUGGCAUUGUUGGGGGCACAGGGGUGCGGUCCCACGGGGAGCUGUCCCACGCUCCCCCCAAACUCAUCCUCGUCCAGAGACUACUGUUACUCCGCUCGCAUCCGCAGCACAGUGCUCCAGGGGCUGCCCUUCGGAGGAGUACCCACCGUCCUCGCACUGGACUUCAUGUUCUUUCUGGGGCUGCUGGUCGUGUUUUCGUUCUUGAGAAAAGUUGCGUGGGAUUAUGGACGACUUGCUCUGGUCACCGACGCUGACAGACGAAUGGACCAACAACAGAGAUACAGUCGCCUGGAUGAUCGGGAAUAUGUGGCCUCGACGGUGACACCUGAAGCCAACGAAAGAUACGAACGCCUCACCUCCGUCUCAAGCUCUGUGGACAUUGACCAGAGGGACACUGGUUUCUGCUCGUGGCUCACAGCUAUUUUCCGCAUUAAGGAUGACGAGAUCCGCGACAAGUGUGGCGAGGACGCUGUGCACUACUUGUCCUUCCAGCGUCACAUCAUCGGGCUGCUGGUUGUGGUCGGGGUGCUGUCCGUUGGCAUCAUUCUGCCCGUCAACUUCUCUGGAAAUCUACUUGAAAAUAAUGCCUACAGUUUUGGGCGAACCACUAUUGCAAAUUUGGAUGCAGAUAACGCACUACUUUGGCUGCACACUAUCUUUGCCUUCCUCUACCUGCUCUUGACAGUCUACAGCAUGAGAAGGCACACCUCCAAGAUGCACUACAAAGAGGACGACUUGGUGAAACGCACUUUAUUUGUGAAUGGAAUCUCAAAAUACGCAGAAGAAUGGGACAUAAAGCAGCACUUUGAACAAGCGUAUGAAAACUGUACUGUACUGGAAGCGCGCAUUUGUUACAACGUGGCACGGCUCAUGAAUUUGAACACGGAAAGAAAAAAAGCAGAGCGCAACAAGAAGUUCUUCAUUGACCUGGAGAGUAAGGAGCACAUCCCCACCAUGAUCAACCCCAAACCCUGUGGACACCUCUGCUGCUGCAUCAUCCAGGGCUGCGAGCAGGAAGAAGCGGUUGGCUACUACACAAAGUUGGAGGCGAACUUGAAAGAGGAUUACAGAAAGGAGCGAGACAAAGUGAACAGUAAACCUCUGGGCAUGGCUUUUGUCACCUUUCAAAAUGAGUCCAUAACUGCGCUAAUCUUGAAGGAUUUCAACGCCUGCAAGUGCCACGGAUGUUACUGUCGCCGGGAGCCAAAGAGUUCAAACUUCAGCACUAAACUUCACACACACAACUGGACCGUGUCUUAUGCCCCACAUCCACAAAAUGUCUACUGGGAGCAUCUGUCUGUUGGAGGCUUUUUGUGGUGGGGCCGCUGCUUCAUCAUCAACUGUGUGCUCUUUCUCCUCCUCUUCUUUCUCACCACUCCGGCCAUCAUCAUCUCCACCAUGGAUAAAUUCAACGUCACCAAACCAGUGGAGUACCUCAACAACCCAAUCGUCACACAGUUCUUCCCCACCCUGCUGCUGUGGUCCUUCUCAGCUCUGCUUCCUACCAUUGUUUACUACUCGGCAUUCUUCGAGGCUCAUUGGACACGAUCUGGGGAGAACAGGACUACGAUGCACAAGUGCUACACAUUCCUAAUCUUCAUGGUGUUGUUGCUGCCAUCUCUAGGACUCAGCAGCCUGGACGUUUUCUUCCGCUGGGUCUUUGAUAAGCGUUUCCUAGCAGACGCCAAAGUCCGGUUUGAGUGUGUGUUUCUUCCCGAUAACGGAGCCUUCUUUGUGAACUACGUGAUCGCGUCUGCGUUCAUCGGAAACGCCAUGGACCUGCUGAGAAUCCCGGGUCUCUUGAUGUACAUGAUCAGACUGUGUUUGGCUCGAUCAGCAGCGGAGCGGAGGAAUGUCAAGAGGCACCAAGCAUAUGAGUUCCAGUUCGGCGCGGCCUACGCUUGGAUGAUGGCCGUGUUUACCGUCGUCAUGACUUACAGCAUCACCUGCCCGAUCAUUGUGCCAUUUGGGCUCAUGUACAUGCUGCUAAAACACUUGGCGGACAGAUACAAUAUGUACUACGCCUACCUGCCGUCAAAACUGGACAAGAAGAUCCACUCCGGGGCCGUGAACCAGGUCGUGGCUGCUCCCAUCCUCUGCCUCUUCUGGCUCCUUUUCUUCUCCACCGUGCGAUCAGGUUUUCCAGCAGCGACUUCUAUGUUUACGUUUGUAGUUUUGAUUAUCACCAUCAUCAUCUGCCUCUCACACGUUUGUUUUGGACACUUUAAAUAUCUCAGCGCUCACAACUACAAGGUCGACUCUCAGGAGGUUGACGGGCUGGAGAAUGGCCGUGCAGUUGGCCAUGCAGAAACAAUCAAGUUAACACAGAUGUACAUCGCACAGGUGCUUCAGGAUCCCAACGCCGAGGAGGGAGGUUCAGGGAGCGGCGACGACGGCCAGGGCUCUUCGCAGGACGAGGAACUGAUCAACCCAAACGGCCUGAGCGAGGACUUCCAAUCGGGAGAGGACAGUCUAAUCGACAAUGAAGUGCGGCACUGA